CACACACGCUGCGCCUCCGCGUCCAUAAAAAGCCCCCCCGCCUCGCCGCCAUUCCCGAUCAAAUCCUCUCCUCGAUCUCUCCUGCAAUCCUCAUCACACAGCAAACCCAAACCGCGAGCGGAAUCCUCAGCCUGCUGAGAGAGCCUGAGACCAAGAGGGGGAUUCUUUUUUGGUUAUUGACGAUGGCGCAGCGCGACAAGAAGGAUCAGGAGCCGACGGAGCUCAGGGCGCCGGAGAUCACGCUGUGCGCCAACAGCUGCGGAUUCCCGGGCAACCCGGCCACGCAGAACCUCUGCCAGAACUGCUUCUUGGCGGCCACGGCGUCCACCUCGUCGCCGUCUUCUUUGUCGUCACCGGUGCUCGACAAGCAGCCGCCGAGGCCGGCGGCGCCGCUGGUUGAGCCUCAGGCUCCUCUCCCACCGCCUGUGGAGGAGAUGGCCUCCGCGCUCGCGACGGCGCCGGCGCCGGUCGCCAAGACGUCGGCGGUGAACCGGUGCUCCAGGUGCCGGAAGCGUGUCGGCCUCACCGGGUUCCGGUGCCGGUGCGGCCACCUGUUCUGCGGCGAGCACCGGUACUCCGACCGCCACGGCUGCAGCUACGACUACAAGUCGGCGGCGAGGGACGCCAUCGCCAGGGACAACCCGGUGGUGCGCGCGGCCAAGAUCGUUAGGUUCUGAGAGGCAAACAAAAUUAAAAAAAAAAUCUACUGUUUUAGCAAGAAAUGGAGAAAAAAAUUGGGAAUUGAAGGUGUGGAUGUUAUUAUUAUGCUGUUCUCUUCUCGCAAUUGUUUUUCCCUUUUUAUUCUUUUUAAUUGCAAACGGGAGGAUAAGUGGUGGAAAAGGAAUAGUGUAACAAUAAUGGUGAUGUGAGGUGGUUGAGGGAAAAAGAAUCGAAGAACAAAUGGAUUGGGUGUGUAUUUGUCUCGCACUUUCUGCUCCAUUUUUACAAAAUUAUUCGGCAUAUGGUUAUUGCUCAA
Messenger RNA from Oryza sativa Japonica Group (Japanese rice), 976 nucleotides. The record is from RefSeq and is a predicted model, not a curated record. NCBI's taxonomy places the organism in Eukaryota, Viridiplantae, Streptophyta, Magnoliopsida, Poales, Poaceae.